AUGCACCAUGAGAUUCCGGAGAGUUUAUCAAAUCAGGGAUCUCCAUCUCCCUCAAACGUCCAGGUUCGGGUCAGUCCCACAGGGUCAAGUAAACGAAAAAGUCGUCCAGUUAAACGUAUAAUAUGUUCAGAAGAAGAAUCAGGAGGGUCCAGUUCAAUGCAGAUGACUUCAGAUGGAAACACGAGCGAAGCGCCGUCUCUCACAGCUGACAUCAAGUCUGAAGAUAUGAAUGCAGAUGUUGCAGCGCUUGUUGCCAAGAUGGUAGAAGAGGAAGAAAAACCGAGCAUCAAAACUGAGGACUCACCAUCAAUACCGGAAAUGGAACAAGCUGAAAUGAUGAGGCGGUUAGCGGAGAUGUUUGCUGCUGGUGCUGCCAACAGUCUCCCUGUAACACCUACUUCACCUCCUUCCUCAACAGCUACGUUACACUCCUUAUUAGCUGCUGCAGGCGUAUCACCUCCCGUUUCAAAUGGUUCACCUAUGGAAGCUGUUGCUGCCUCUCCUGCACAAGUUAUGGCUACAGAUCAUCUCACAUCGGAAGGAUUUCUUCAGGCCAUAUUAUCAUCAAAUAUGGCUCAUUUAGUAGGUAAUGCUGCAACUCCAGCUUCAACAACAACCAACUUCUCGUCAUUACUUUCAAAUUCUUCAUCUGUCAGUCCGGCGGAACCCUCUACUACACCCACAAAUUCUUCUGGACAAGGUUUAAAUAACAGAGGGCCUGUGAAAAGGAAACUUUUUGAGAAUAGUCGUGAUAUGCUUCAAAAGGCAGUAACAUCUAUCUCUAAUGAAGAAAGGAAAGAUAUGGGCGAUCUUGAAAAUUUCGCUCAAGUGUUUAAAAAACAACGCAUAAAAUUUGGGUUCACCCAAGGAGAUGUUGGUGUUGCUCUUGGAAGAAGGUAUGGUACUGAUUUUUCUCAAACUACGAUCUCACGCUUUGAGGCACUAAAUUUAUCAUUCAAAAAUAUGUGCAAACUAAGGCCUCUACUAAAGGAAUGGCUUUCUGAUGCUGAGAAAGCGAUCGCUAAUGGUGCUUCUUUAAACGAUCUUCUAGACAAACCCGGUGGACAGCGUCAAUUACAGAGUGACGAUGAUAGUAAUAUCAUGAGUUCGGGUACCAAUCGUGAACCAUAUGUCAAAAGACGAAGGAAGCGAACAAAUCUUGAUCUUUCACAGCGAACCACAUUGGAUGCCUGUUUCGCUGUAAAUCCUAGACCUGACCACGAACGUAUGACGGAAAUUGCUGGUUUAUUGGACUUAGAUCGAGACGUAGUACGAGUGUGGUUUUGCAAUCGUAGGCAGAAAAUGAGAAGGUCUGAUGAUCCUGAAGGUGGAGAUAAUAAUGUGCUGUUGAAUUCACUAAAAGCGUUGGCUCAGGUGAAAACUGAGGAUGGAGAUACCUCAGCUGCCCCCUUAUAG
Molecule: messenger RNA, 1416 nt
Organism: Auanema sp. JU1783
Lineage: Eukaryota; Metazoa; Nematoda; Chromadorea; Rhabditida; Rhabditidae
Source: the annotation of a GenBank genome assembly